AUGGACACCCGCACGUCUGAGCGUGACCUUGAGCAGAACGCCGACCCCAAGAUGGCGACGAACGGAAACACUGGCAAAGAUGGCCGCAAGAAGGUUCUCGUUGUUGGCGCCGGCGCAGCUGGCAUGUCUACAGCAUACCAUCUCUCGAACCAUCCUGACAAGUUCGAUGUUACCCUGAUCGACUCGGUCGACUACUGCGGGGGCCAGGCCUUCUCGAUUUCCCUCGACAAGGAACGACACGGCGCGAGCUGGUUCAAUCAGGGAGUCCAGGGAGGAAGCUACAUCUUCCACCACACCCUCACCAUGUUCGCGCGUCAGGGCUUCCACGCCGACCCCGUGAAGCUGCAAGUCUCCUUCGGCAAGGACGAGAAGUUCUGGUCCAACGUCUUCCCGACGGAGUUCAUGCUGAAGCACCAGAAGGAGGUCCAGCGAUUGGCCUUCAUGCUCAAGUUCAUGCGCUGGUUCGAGGUCUUCUUCGCCCUGAUGCCCCUCAAGAUCCUCUUCAAGCUGUUCCGCUUCUCCGACGAAUUCACGAACGUCAUCGGUCUGCCCAUGACCGCGCUCUUCCUGGGAACAGGCAAUGCCACACCAGAAGUACCCGCCAUCAUGCUCGAGCGCCUGUGUACCUCGCCCACGUACGGCAUGUGGUACCCGCCCGACAAGCACAGCGUCGCGUCGAACCUCCCUCCCAUGGUCGUCUUCCCGAACUUCAGCGACUUCUACCAGGCCUGGAAGAAGGACCUCGAAGCCCGCGGCGUCACAGUCCGUCUCUCCACCGAGCUCACCGAAGUCGUGCACCGGAACAAGCGCGGGGUCCUCGUCAAGGUCAAGUCGCGCACGCCCGUCGAGGACGGCCACAACCCCAACGGCGGCGACCCGGACGCGCCCGAGUCCGAGGAGCACUACGACGAGAUCGUGCUCUGCGUCCUCGCCGACACGGCCAAGAAGAUCCUCGGCAAGACGUCCUCCUGGCGCGAGCGCAAGGUGCUCGGGUCCGCCAAGUUCUCCGACGACAUCACCAUCACCCACAACGACGCCGAGUACAUGAAGAAGUACUACGAGAACUUCUACGACGAGUCCAAGGCCGUCAAGGCCCUCGGCCCGAAGCGCGACGUCGACCAGUCCGCCCGCCUCGCCUACGCCCGCGACAACUUCCGCCCGAUGUACUACAUCCGCAUGUACGACGACGACCUCUCCAAGCUGGAGAUGUGCUUCGACACGACAAACUACCAGUCGCAGUUCCCCGAGAAGGUGCCGUUCGAGCGGCACGUCUUCCAGACCAUCUACCUCAACAAGGGCCGCGACCGCAAGCACUGGACCGACGGCGAGAUCGACGAGGACAAGAUCAUCCGCAGCGACUGGUGGCACCAGCUGUGCCACUCGUGGACGCACUACGCGUUCGUGAUCCCCUGGAUGAUGUUCCUGCAGGCCAAGCGGCGGACGCGGUUCGCGGCCUCGUGGACGCUGGUGAAUGCCCACGAGGUCGCCAUCAUGUCCGGCAUCGCCGCCGCCGUGGACAUGGGCGCGGAGUACCCCGAGGAUCUGGAGCACGACAAGUUUGCGUUUUUGUGUUUUAGGUUGUAUUAUCUUCUCGCGUACGGCAAGUGGUAUCGUCGGAAGUUCAAGAACAGUAAGAGCCAGAAGGCCAAGGACGGAGCGAGCUGGGCUUCUGGGCUGUAUGGGAGUGUGUAUCAGGGCCCUGGGGUGACGAAGCUGGAGAGGGCGACGUGGAGGGAGGAGGUCAAGGCCGGGAGGAGCACGGAGAAUCUGGCGGAGGGGAAUAAUGGGAGGAGCCAGCCUUAA
Molecule: messenger RNA, 1803 nt
Organism: Colletotrichum karsti
Lineage: Eukaryota; Fungi; Ascomycota; Sordariomycetes; Glomerellales; Glomerellaceae
Product: FAD dependent oxidoreductase
Exons: 2
Coding region: 1-1803 (600 amino acids)
Molecular function (GO): oxidoreductase activity
Source: RefSeq, a predicted model, not a curated record